Messenger RNA from Fusarium falciforme, 963 nucleotides. RefSeq lists its product as hypothetical. The coding region runs from base 1 to 963 and encodes 320 amino acids. Lineage: Eukaryota; Fungi; Ascomycota; Sordariomycetes; Hypocreales; Nectriaceae. The transcript has a single exon. The record is from RefSeq and is a predicted model, not a curated record.
AUGGCUCGGCUCGUCGACUCACCCGAGGCUCCACCAUUGAACCGAUGGAGCAAAUGGCACAGGUCUAUCAACAAAAAGCUCGGGAGGCCGGCAACACCAGACGUCGGCACCUUGGCGGAAAUGUUUACCUCACUCCGUGAUGCUGCUACUGCUGCUCUCACUCCGAGCAGCCCACUCGACAGAGUCGUUGUAACAACUCCGCCAAUACCAGGGCUCGCAGACUACGAUCUUAUUGAUGCCCUCGAGUAUGCCAGUCUGCGACCUUGGGUGUGCUCUGACUUCUGCGAAGAACUGCCCUACGCAGAUCCAGGUUUCCCGUUUGGGCCAGGGGUAGGAUACCCUGAAGAGCUGACUGAGGCACAUGCCGUUAUGGCGGCCCAUGGACUUGGAUUAUGUGAGAACUACGAUAACUUGGACCUUUGCUUCGAUGAAGAGCAAUCAAUGCCGCUUGAGAAAGUUAUGGUGGUAGGGCUUACUGAGAUGGACCUCCGGGGCGAGGUGAUAAAGACGCAGGGAUCCUUUCCAAUGUUCCCGGAUGGUGUGGAUCGGUUUGUGGAUCUCACGGUUGGGCUCAACGCCCGUGAUGGGUUUCUAUCAGAGGAGGCAUUCCGGGCCUACAUUGGGGGCAGGUUGAAGAUGCUGGUGAGUCGGUUGCCUGUGAAGCUAACGAGGGUUUGGCUCGUCGGAGAAAACUCGACGCACCCAGCCUUCCUUGGUGCUCUUCGAGAGGCGAUCGAGGGUAGUGGACAUGGCUAUGUCUUCGGUCGGGGCGGAAUUGACGGUGAGGGACUGCUCGAAAAGGGUGGAGCGAUCAGUCCUACGUUUUCCAGCGCCAGGGGUGCAGCGCAGUACGCACGAUGGAGACAGCAGGCCCCGCUUGGAUGUUAUGAGAGCCGUGAGUGCGAGGAUGAGCGAAAGGGAGAUGGUCAUGAUGGCCGGGAGGUGAAAGUCGAGUUGAGGUAG